GUUUCUAAGCGGAUUUCUGUUGUUUUCUCGGAAGCAGCAUGGCAGAAGCUGACCCCCCGGUGUCCCCUGCCGGGAACGUGGAGAUAGACCCGGACUUUGAGCCGCAGAGCCGGCCCAGAUCGUGCACAUGGCCCCUGCAGAGACUGGACUCCCAAGCCAGCCCGGCCAAGCCCGGUGUAGGCGGGGAGCCGGGGGACGCAGCCAUUGAGAGCUCCCCGGACAAGAGGCUCACCCUGUCCCAGAUCUAUGACUGGAUGGUCCGCUCCGUGCCCUACUUCAAGGACAAGGGGGACAGCAACAGCUCUGCGGGGUGGAAGAAUUCAAUUCGACAUAAUUUGUCCCUGCACAGCAGAUUUAUUCGAGUACAAAACGAGGGCACUGGAAAAAGCUCUUGGUGGAUGAUUAAUCCAGAAGGAGGGAAAGGUGGGAAGGCACCUAGAAGACGUGCCGUGUCAAUGGACAACAGCAACAAAUACACUAAGAGCCGUGGAAGAGCAGCAAAGAAAAAAGCAUCAAUGCAGGUGACCCAGGAUGCUGCAGAUGAUAGCCCAUCGCAACUCAAAUGGCCAGGAAGCCCAACAUCGCGUAGCAGUGAUGAGUUGGAUGCUUGGACAGAUUUCCGCUCCCGUACGAACUCGAACGCCAGCACGAUAAGUGGUCGUUUAUCUCCAAUUCCAGCAACAACUGAGCUUGAUGAUGUUCAGGAUGAUGAUUCACCUAUUUCCCCAAUGCUGUAUAGCCCUGGCAGUAUGUCUCCAUCCAUAACAAAACCAUCCACAGUGGAGUUGCCUGGGAUAACAGAUAUGACUGGAACCAUGAACUUAAAUGAUGGUCUAACAGAGAAUCUUAUUGAUGAUUUUCUGGAGGACAUUUCUCUUACGCCAUCUCAGCAGUCAUCUCCUAGUGUUGGUGGCAUGCAGAGAAGUUCCAGCUUUACCUAUGGCACUAAGGGCUCAAGCCUUGGCUCUCCAUCCAGUAGCUUCAACAACACUAGUAGCUUCAAUUUCCCAUUGACGUCUCUUCGUCAGUCUCCAAUGCAAACCAUUCAAGAGAACAAACAAGCAACAUUUUCUUCCAUGAACCAUUAUAGCAACCAGUCCAUUCAGGAUAUGCUGAAUACUGAUUCACUUAGCCAUAGUGGCGUAUUAAUGACUCAGUCUGACCCCCUCAUGUCCCAAGCCAGUACUGCAGUCACUGCUCAGAAUUCUCGUAGAAACAUUAUUCUGAGGAGUGACCCAAUGAUGUCGUUUGCAGCCCAGCCCAAUCAAGGGGGAAGCCUGGUUAAUCAGAACUUGCUCCACCACCAGCACCAGUCCCAUAACUCAUUUCUUGGUGGCAGUCGUGCCUUGUCAAACAGCAUAAAUAACAUUGGAUUAAAUGACAGCAACAACUUAGACUCGUCUAAACACCAGCAGCAGUCCUCAGUCACUCAUUCUAUGCAAGCCCUCUCAGACACACUCUCAGGACCCUUGUACUCCACAGGCAUGAACCUUCCAGUGCAUGAAAAGUUCCCAACUGAUUUGGACCUGGAAAUUUUCAGUGGGAGCUUGGAAUGUGACAUGGAGACUAUCAUUCGCAAUGAACUAAUGGAUGCAGAUGGGCUGGAUUUUAACUUUGAUUCUCUUAUCUCUGCUCAGAAUGUCAGUCUUGCAGUGGGAAAUUUCACAGGUGCUAAGCAGACAUCGUCACAGAGUUGGGUACCGGGUUGAAGAAGCGAUGAAAGCAUGAGUUUACCAGGUCCAGGAGCUGACAAAAGACCCUUUAAAUGAAACCCUUUGCCAAAACUGCUGUCAGCAAGUGGACAGUGAUACUGUUUACAGCUUAAGACCUUUUCAUGAAACCUGCAUCAAUUUCCUUGCGUUACCAAGACUGUUAGCCGAAAUCCUUUUAAGUCCUGUAAAGGUCCUUCCAGGAUGUUUUCUCCUCUCAUGCUCAAGUAUGCAAAACCUUCUGCAUGGAAUGGGAACAUGGAUGGAAGAGUACAAUAUAUUUCUUGUGAACACUGUGUAGUUAUGCAGCGACGCGUGUCAACCAUUUCAUAGCUGGUGUAGUUGCCUUGCAUCGCACCCCCCCCACCAGCUGUGAUCAACCAAACCAUCUCCAUGCUGUUUAUUUCUUUACUGGGUGUUGAAUUGCAUUUUUCUUUUUGUCUUUUCACCUUCAUUUUAAAACUCUUGUGUGUUCCAUUUCUUCAUUUUGCUUGCAGAAAUCCUCUGCUAGACCUCAUAUAAGCUAACAGUCGACCUAAUACAAAUUUCUACUGCCUGCUCCUUUGCGCCAAAAGGCACCACUUUCCAAGGAGAAACUCUAUCAUCACUUUAAUUUCCGUUAUAACCUACUUGUUUUUGAUUUGAAGAUGAGGAAAUUCAGGGA
Messenger RNA from Nanorana parkeri, 2373 nucleotides. RefSeq names its product forkhead box O3 (gene FOXO3). The record is from RefSeq and is a predicted model, not a curated record. The transcript has 4 exons. Lineage: Eukaryota; Metazoa; Chordata; Amphibia; Anura; Dicroglossidae. The coding region runs from base 39 to 1709 and encodes 556 amino acids. Gene Ontology annotation, biological process: regulation of transcription by RNA polymerase II. Gene Ontology annotation, cellular component: mitochondrial matrix; nucleus. Gene Ontology annotation, molecular function: DNA-binding transcription factor activity, RNA polymerase II-specific; RNA polymerase II cis-regulatory region sequence-specific DNA binding.